Messenger RNA from Panthera uncia (snow leopard), 1820 nucleotides. It is a transcript of the gene COMMD8, whose product is annotated as COMM domain containing 8. The record is from RefSeq and is a predicted model, not a curated record. Lineage: Eukaryota; Metazoa; Chordata; Mammalia; Carnivora; Felidae. The coding region runs from base 67 to 618 and encodes 183 amino acids. The transcript is spliced from 5 exons.
UGAGCCGUCGCUCAUGAGGCGCGACCGGGCCUUGUCAUGUGACCUAGGUUUCUACUUGGUACUGGGAUGGAGCCGGAAGAGGGGACGCCCUUGUGGCAGCUGCAGAAGCUUCCAGCCGAGCUGGGCCCGCAGCUGCUUCAUAAAAUAAUUGAUGGCAUUUGUGGCCGAGCUUAUCCUCUCUACCAGGAUUAUCACAGUGUUUGGGAUUCGACAGAAUGGAAGAAUGUUCUAGAAGAUAUUACCAAAUUUUUCAAAGCUGUAGUUGGUAAAAAUUUACCUGAUGAAGAGAUAUUUCAGCAGUUGAAUCAGUUGAAUUCAUUUCAUCAAGAAGCUAUCAUGAAAUGCUUGAAAAGUAGGAAAGAGGAAAUCAAGAAGGCUCUGUUAGAAGAAAUAGUUGAUAUUUCUUCUGCACAGCUACAGGAUUUUGACUGGCAGUUGAAGCUUGCACUGUCUAGUGACAAGAUUGCUACGUUACAAAUGCCACUUUUAAACCUUACUCUAGACGUAAAAGAAAAUGGUGAAGUCAAACCAUAUUCUGUCGAAAUGAGUAAAGAAGAGCUGCAGAAUCUAAUAAAUUCCUUGGAAGCAGCUAAUAAGGUGGUCCUGCAGUUGAAAUAACUGGAAAUGAUGAAUACCAACACUAUCAGAUUUCACUGCUACACCUGAUAACAGCCGAGUGAAUACUGUGUGUUCAGAAAACCUGCAAUAUACGGACUCUUACGCUGUGCUGAGAAAGCAACAGUGUUGAGAUUGCAAAGAUAAAAAUUUAUCAGCUUCCCUAAAGAACAGGAAAUGACAUGGUUGACUGGAAAUGCAUAAAAAUGAUAGAUGAAAAAGCUAUAAUAGCAGUUUAUAUUUUCGUAAUGGCUGUUUUGCCCCAUUUAUUAAAUAUUUGAGAAAUCUUUAUAGAUAUACAGUUUUAUUGAAAGUUGAAAAUAGGUUCUAAAGUAAUGUAAACAUACAAAGCACAAAUAUACUUGAAUGUUGCUUAAAGGAAUAUAUGAAUAGCAAGGAUGUGUAUUAUGGAUAUAUAUGAUUAAUUUGUAAUAUUUUAAAAAAUAACUUUUAAAGAAUGUAUAAGCUGCAUAUAUAACUCAGGAGAUUCCAUAUCUUUCUUAUAUUUCAAAGGAAAGAUUAUAAAAUGUAAAUUUCUUAGAGAAAGAAGCUCUUCAGACAUGAACAAGAAAAAGUAAUUAAAAUUGUGUGAACAGUUUUGAGUUUAUGAAUUAUUAAAAUAUUACUAGAAUAGGAAAAAAUGAAAAUAACACUGUUACUUCUGCAUUUCUGUGUCUGAUUGGGAGGGUGUGCUGUGAUAAAGAGAGUAGAUGUCAUUGUAUAGUGUGUAUAUAACUAUUCAAAUAUUAGCUAAUAUUAAAUAUAAGUCCAUUUUUGUUAUAAACCCUUAAUAUUGAAGUUAAUAGUUUUCACUGGAAAACAAGCCAUUUUUAAUUUCAGUUAACUUUAAAAACAAGCAUUCUGGGGGCGCCUGGAUAGCUCAGUCAGUUAAUCAUCCAACUGUUUAUUUCAGCUCAGGUCAUGAUCUCAGUCUGUGGGAUGGAGCCCCCUGCGUUGGGCUCCAUGCUGGCAGUGCGGAGCCUGCUUGGGAUUCUCUCUUUCCCUUUCUCUCUGCCCCUACCUCACUCUUGCGCGCAUGCGCUCUCUCUCUCAAAAUAAAUAUUAAAAAACAACACAAGUGUUCCAAACAAAUAAAAUGACAUUUCAUUUUUACAUAUGGCUUUAUUUCAAAACACUGUCUACAUAAAGCAGUGGCCCAUAAUUGAUCAGAACCUGCUAUCUGCAAGCUUUGUAGCUCAUCAGAG